Molecule: messenger RNA, 5800 nt
Organism: Megalopta genalis
Lineage: Eukaryota; Metazoa; Arthropoda; Insecta; Hymenoptera; Halictidae
Source: RefSeq, a predicted model, not a curated record
GACGCGGCGUGCGAGCAGCACCGCCGUCGGCACCGCUCCGCUCAUUCUGCUCCGAGCCGUCGAACGCGACGCACGCGUCUCUUUCCGGCUGGACCCGUCCGAUCCGAUUCCGCUUCGUCUCUCCUAUCAGGCCUCUUCCAUCGGCGAGCGCGCGUAUACGCCGGCUGGUGCUUUCUCCCGCUCGGAAGGGAGCUUCCGUUCUUCUUUCUCCCUCGCUCUCGCCGCACGAACGAGUCUCGGAAAUCAUCGAAUCGUUCGGUUUUCCUCGCGCACGUCCAUAAUUUAACCCUCGAGUCUCGAGAAGCGACCGUUCUCUCUCUCUCUCUCCCCCCUUCCAUCCGCCCUCUCGACGAGGCUCUCCCGCAGCGUGUUCCGCGCUCGAUCGCGAGCACUCUCCUCUUCCGUGCCGUCGCGAACUCGCGGUUUUCCGAUCGCCCGAUCUCCGCUUUUCUCGCGCGGUCGCGGUUCGCCGAUCCGAUUUCGGAAUACGUCGAUGGAGGCAGUUGGUCGACGAAGGGGCCCUAUCGGGGACGGGCGCGUCCGCGGUGGCGGCCGGGACCGGUGCCGGUGCCGGAACGGAGGCAGCCGAAGCUGCGAAACGACGUGAACGCGCUUCUCGUGGACCGAACGCCCAACGCCGCGUCGAGAAUCGGGCCGCGAAGCGACACGAGCGCGAGAGCAGUCGGAGCAAAGGGAUACAGGGAUACGGAAAUACGGGGACGCGGAGGAGACGCGAAUACUCGAACCCUUUUACACCCGACUCGUCGCAGAGUUCUCUCGGAUAUAGAAAGGGUAUACGGUGCGCAUGGUAACCGAAGGCAGACGGAAACCUCUCUCGCCCUCUCGCUCUCUCCAAACGCUCCCACCGUUCCUCCGUUCGUCCCCGCUGGCUCGCCGCCCACCCACCGCCCCGGUCCACCCCCUUGUACCACCCUCUCUUCUCUCUGCCUGCUUCGAAUCAAUAAUCUCUGACCAGGAUUAUAUGCGAACCCCCUUUUUAUUUCGGUCGCUCUGUAAGAAAGAUACAGCGGCGACCGACGCAGCGGGAAAAUCAACCGAUUCCUAGCACCUGGCUGCGCGACGGACCCUCUCGGGAGCAGACGAGCGCCGCGGAUUUUCGGCGUCUCUCUCUCUCUCUCUCUCUCUCUCUCUCUCGCUCGUCCCGCUUACCGGUGCGCGGUAUCGGCGCGCGGAUUAUCGAUCCCUCCAUCCUUUUCGACCGCCCGCCGGUUAUGAUAUUUCGAGAAAACGAGACGAUGCGGGGAGAACGCGAUCGCAUUCGGACAGAGAUCAACGCCUCCAGAUGGAAUCGCCUUCGGCCCAGGAGCACCGACAACUCGUCGAGGCGAAGGAGGCUACCGACUCGUCGAAGGCGCCGCGAACCCCGGGGAUAGAGUCCGCGGCGAAGGCAGUGGACGACGCCGAUCGCUCGAACGAUCCCGAUCCCGAUCCCGAGGACGCGGCACGUCCAUCCAGCGACGUCGGCGCCGCCGCGUCGCCGAAGCUCGAGCAGGACCCCGAGACGAUGGGUCUGAAGUUGGACAAGUGCGACGGCGCGAAGGUCGAGAACAAUGCGAUCGCGAUCGCGGUCGCGGUCGAGGCCGAGGCCGAGGCCGAGACCGAGUCGAGGACGAAGGAGAAGGAACCGGACGAACCACGAAACUGUGUCGACGCGAUAACGACAACGACGACGAUGACGACGACGACGACGAUGACGAUGACGACGACGACGACGACGACGACGACGGAGUGCUCCGAUCAAGAAGAGGAGGGCCGUGCGACGAUCGGCGGGGCUGGUUCGCCGAUCGGCUCGCCCGCGUCCAGGAAGAGGCCGGCCAACGAGUUUCUGCCGAUCGACGCCGAGAUAAAACGGAUCGGCGUCGAAAGCCCCGAGAACGACGUCGUCCAACCGAGAAGCGACGUCAGAAGGAUCUCGCCGGUUCUGGUGAGCCUCCGGGAGCGUACUCUCGGCGAGAUAUCGCUGUCCUGUCUGUUCGACGAAGACGCGAACUCUCGGUGUCCCUCGCGGAUCAACGGCAGGCUCUUGGACAACUCUCUGUCCGGCAGACCGAGCUUGAACAACGCCGCGGAGCUCGAGCCGCUGUCUCCCGGCGCGGAGCCCGGGCUGCUGUACGACGGGUCGUCGACGCCGGUCCGCGAGCCGGAAAGCGGCCGGGACGAGCCGGACUGCCAUCGGAAGCUCGAGUUCUCCGACGCGUUCGACGACGAGAACUCUUGCUGUUCGCUGCCCGCCGAGAGUCCCGAGAGGAGGGAUCACCGGCCGUGCCAGGAGAAGCAGUGCGAGGAACCGAUCGAGACGUGCCCUUGCGAGACCAACGACGACGACCACCGGUCUCCUCCUCCGACCGUCGACAAGAUCAAGGAGCCCUAUCUGGUGGUGAUGCUGGAGCGGCUCGACCGCUCGAACGCGCUCUCGUCGAACAGGGACAAGAAGAGGGGGGAGAGAGAGAACGACAAGACGAAGCGGGACGCCGAGACCACCGAGCCUAGGGACGCGGCGACGCCGCAGCACGACGAUUCGGGCUCCGUUCCGAGCUGCGCCCCCCAGAACAAGGGGGGCCAGAAGACGACCGAAUUCGAGUCGGCGAAGAAACAGCAAGGCUCGGCCAUAAUUACCAGGUCGAAGACGCCUCCGAUCGACUCGCCGUUGUGCGAACUGAAGCAGUGCAAGGUGCUCUUGGAGAAGCUCGACUCGUCGCCGAAGGUACGGACGCCGGAAAGGUCGACCGUCGAAGCGCCGAAACCGACGAAGAAGAACGCCGCGUCUCCUCCGUCGAUAUCCUCCGCGAAAUGCCUUCGAGCGUCGGACGAUCGAAUCUCGUCGUCGGACCAGCCGAGUGCCGCCGGCUCGUCGGUGGAACCGCCGUUGCCGGAGACCUCGGUCGCCGCGGACACCGAAACGGAGACCGAGACCGGCUCCGACAGCUCCGAACCGCCCCCCAUGACGACGGCGCGUUUCCGGGCCUGCGGCGGCGGCGGCGACGGCGGCGACGGCGAAGACGCCGUUUCCGACCGAGCGUCUUGCCCCGAGAGCAGCAGCGAGUCCAUGUGCUGCGUCGACGUCAACCCCGAAAUCGUAACCAGGCUCGAGGCGGAGAGGCCCGAGGCCUUCACGGAAGACUCUGCCGAGAGCCUGGCGCUCGCCACCGGUGCAAGGGACGAAGUCAGGUCGGAUGGCAGCGAUUCCGGUCUCGGCAGCGAGGUUCCCGGGGAUCCUGGACCAGCGCCGGCACCGGAAAGCGAUUCCGAGACCUCGUUCUUGGAUAGGAUACCCGACGAUAUUCUUUCGGACAAGGAGAAGGCCGUGAAUCAACUGGACGGUUUCGUCCCCAACGUCGUCGUACCGGGAACGCCGCAGGCGCCGUUGACCGCGUUCCCCGGUCCACCGAAGAGCAAUCUGAAAAGAAGAUUGACGGACUGCAUGGAAGGGGCUCCCAACCCGAAGAGGAGCAACACCGACGAAUCCAUGAAAAAGAAACGCAACAUUCAUUUCGACGCGGUUACGGUCUACUACUUCCCCAGGGCGCAAGGCUUCACCUGCGUGCCUUCUCAGGGCGGCAGUACUCUUGGUAUGAGCGCGACCCACACUCACGCCGAAAGAUUCUCGCUGUCGGAGCACGCCGCCGAGCAGAGGCGGAUCCAUCGCGCCAGGUUGGCCCAACUGCGAUCCGAGAGGGCCGCGAAUUGCGUGGCAGAGGCCGCGUCCAGCUCGGAGGAUCCCAGCGACGACACCGACGAGGAGCAGAGCGACAACGAGGAACUCGAUAUCGAUAGCUACUACUUCCUGCAGCCGGUGCCCACGUGGCAGAGACGAGCGUUGCUCAGAGCAGCGGGAGUUCGUAGAAUAGACGCCGUGGAGAAGGACGAGUGCCGCGACAUCAGAGCCAGCAGGGAGCACUGCGGUUGCGGGUGCAAGGGCUACUGCGACCCCGAGAGCUGUCCUUGCAGUCGCGCGAACGUCAAGUGCCAGGUAGAUCGAGCAGGAUUUCCGUGCGGGUGCACUCGCGACGGCUGCGCGAACAACUCGGGCCGGAUCGAAUUUAAUCCAGUACGCGUACGGACGCAUUUCAUUCACACGCUGAUGCGGUUGGAGCUGGAGAAGAAACAACGGGAGGAAGAGGACGGUACGGAUCGUGACGCUUCCGACAAUCAGAAUGGUAGAAGCCCCUUGAGGGAGAUCAAUUUGGGGUCCGUGAUGGAGAAUAGAAAUACAGAGUCGUGUUUGACCGGUGGCGGUUUCACGACGCUGCAUUACGAGAACCACGAUGCCGGAGACGGUGGGCCAAAUUGUCAGCCGGACGUACCUGGCGCCAGAGAGGAUAGUCUGGAUCUGUACGCGAUUAGAGACGAUUGUUAUCCUAGCGAGGACACUGUCGAUGGUACGCAGGGACCUCAAAGGAAACUACAUCCUGAGUUUAGUCAAGCGUUUCAAACGUUCUCGGGCCAAUCCGGUGCCGGUGUGAACUUUCAGCAACCCGCUUAUCAGGACUACCAACCUUACGCUAACCUUCCUUCCACGUCUAGGGUGCAAUUCCAGCCGCAGUUUCAAGCGGUCCCGGGUACACCCGGAUUCUCCCAUUACGCGUCUUACGGACAGGACGCGGCGACCACGCUGCAGGAGAAUUGCCAGGUCCAUCCGGGUCAGCACGCGUCCGCGUACGAGGCCGCGUUCGCCCAGGACGAGACCACCGGAUCCCAGUACACGAACCUGAACUCGGUCCAGCCGCACGCAGCUUUGCAACAGAUGGGCAAACUGGAACCGUUCUCCGAGCUGCUGUCCGGCAGAUACUCGUACUACGGUGAAAUGGAACCGCCGGCGGCGCACGGUACUUAUCACGCAAACGGAAAAGUCGAGGCGGAGAAGAGCCAAGGGAACGCGCAGCAGUCCGAGGCCGCGGAGGAGUGCGACGAAAACUUUGGGGAGAUUAUUAAAAAGUCGAUGGUCGAGACCGUGUCCGCUUAAAUUGGUCCAACCGUGAGUACCGAAAACACGAUCCUCCGCGUUGUUGUUUGUCGAAACGCGUUCUUGUUUCGAGACGACGAGGAUAGUAGGGGGACUUUGACGAGCUUCGAAUCUCGUUGAAACGUCUCGCGCAUACGGGCAAUCGGGAAAUGAAAGAGAGAGAGAGAGAGAGAGAGAGAGAGAGGCACUCUGGUGCGACCAGCUUUCGGCUUCCGUCGUUCCCGUUAGGUAAAUCCGAAGUAGAAAUUGUUUCAGUGGUUACCGAAUCGGAUCGGUACGGUUUCCCUGUUUGGGAACCACCACCACCACCAGUCCCGUGGAUACCGUUGUUAGAAAAAUUGAUGCGGCUAUGCGUGCGUCCGCCCGGGAUGAAAAUCGGCCGAGGAAGCAGGGCGGUUUCCUCGUCCCGUUCUAGCAUAAUUGUCGGUUGGCCGAACCGACCAGCCGUUUGGGGACAAGGGGACGCGGCUCGAUUUGCGAAACGAAUGAAAAUUGCGUAGGAGAAUCCGUUUUCGUCGAAAAUCUCCGUUCGCAACAGAAAUCGGUUUCUGUGGUCCUGCGAGACCGGUGUUGACAGACGCGAAUUCAACGAGGUUGUGACCAAGAAACAACAUGGGAUCAGCUUAGAUUGCAGUUUAUAAGGAACCUUAACUUUAAUACUUUAAUAGUAGGAUCGCGGGUCACGCGCGCGCCACCUUUUUAAAACGGGAGGAUCAUGCAAAAUCUCGAGCAAAUAAAAUACACGAAUCCAGAAGGUUGCAACACGACAACGAGCACGUAUCAUCGGGACGAUAGUGUGUUUCGCUUUGCUGAUGC